AAUCUAGAUCUCCACAAUGGCGAUAGUUUCUAGUGUCACAGGCUUUGACUUUUGUGGUAAUUCCUCGGUUGCUAUCUGGAUUCAACUGAUUGGCUGAACAACAUAAAGAACAUCAGACUCUUCUUUUGAUUGGACAUCCUUCCAUCACUGACUGGUCGGGGACUCUGGCUGUGCUUGUUUCUUCUUAGGUCCGGGCAGCACCAUCCGGCUUAAGGGAGUCAAAACUGGCAGCUUGUUUUCUAAAUACAAGGGACUUUUUGAUAUUUUUAUUCAUAUUUUCCUUUAAUGGAUGUAUGUGUGUGCUGCGUAAGGAGAUAGUGUGCGGAACAAACUGAACACACUGGAUCCAAUGGGGAAAAUAAGUUGACUGUGCUGUCGGAAUAAUUGUUUUUUCUCGUUCCAGGAAAAGAGCUAAUUUUACCAACGUGAUUUAGAUUUCUGGAGUCUGGGUUAACGGGAAAUGUGACAUCUGAGGGAGGACAACGGUCCAUAUCCCAUUUCUACGAGACGGCGUAAACGGCAACAUUGUAUAACACCUCUCGUUCGCGUUCUCGCUUUGAUUGGGUAUAUUUGUUCUCGCAGUCUACUGCUCCAUAAUAUGGGAAUUGUUGUUAUAUGCGGAACGUUUGAAGUAUACCAUACUGUUCUUGCAACGCCGAAUACAAGUGGCUAUCAAGCUAGCAACUGUAGCGUGACCUAAAAGCCGAAUAACUUCUGCAAAUUGCAUGCAGCAAAGGCUGUGGAACAUCAGCGGUGGUGGACCAGACAAUAUGGAAAACUUGAGUAUAUUUGAAAGAUGAAUGCUGUGCUAUUUCCCAUGUGAUACAUAUCGGGUUCUCUUUUCAUAUCAAUUAGGGGAAAUUGACUUGAGUUUCGUCAGUGGAGAGGGUGCCGCCACUUCCAACAUGAGGGAGAUCUAGGGCCGCGGAUAAUUUAUUUAUUGUGGGGGGUGCGGGUUAUUUUCUGUCGCAUUUUUAUUUGACAUUUUUGACAAGGUGCACUGCAUUUACAUAUUAAUUAUUGUUACAGUUUGGUAGCCUAUCUGCUGUCAGUGCAUGCGGAAAUAAAUUACAUUACAAUAAGUAGGUCAGAUCCGUGUAAUGAUGAGGCUGUUAGGUAGAGUGAGGCUGCUCUCAGAAUUAUAGCUGACAUGUUUAUUUAAUUCAAACCGUUUCAAGAGUUUUUGAUUUUAUGCAUCGGGUCACAACCAAAUGAUCAGUUAAACACCAUCUGCCCAAUCCCAUAGCAUAUCUUCACCUGGGAUAUUUUCGCCUAAAAUAAACGGCCAAUUUUCACCCAUAUUUCCCUCCUUUUCCUUUCUUUUUGAUUUGUUAUUGAGUGAAUGGCUCUGUGCGGAACAACGGCAGCCAAUGCCGCAAAAAUGAUGGCUGCAUACAACGGUGGCGCCUCGGCAGUUUCUGCCCAUCACCCGCACCAUCACCACCAACUACCACAUCUCCCACCUCCCCAUCUCCACCACCAUCACCACCCAGGCCAGCAUCACUUGCAACACCCUGGCUCUGCCGCCGCUGUUCACCCUGUACAACAGCACGCUUCUACAGCAGCUGCCGCGGUAAUGUUGAACCCGAGCCAGCAGCAACCAUACUUUCCCUCGCCAGCUCCUGGACAAGCCCCCGGUCCGGCAGCGGCUGCCGCACCUGCCCAAGUUCAAGCUGCGGCUGUCAAAGCUCACCAUCACCAUCAACACUCACACCACUUACAGCCGCAGCUGGACAUAGAGCCCGACAGACCCAUCGGCUAUGGAGCUUUUGGGGUGGUCUGGUCAGUGACGGACCCCCGGGAUGGAAAGCGAGUCGCCCUCAAAAAGAUGCCCAACGUCUUCCAGAACCUCGUCUCCUGUAAGAGGGUCUUCCGUGAGCUGAAGAUGCUGUGCUUCUUCAAACAUGAUAAUGUGCUCUCGGCUCUCGACAUCCUACAGCCUCCACACAUCGACUACUUUGAGGAAAUCUAUGUGGUGACAGAACUGAUGCAGAGUGACCUCCAUAAGAUCAUCGUGUCACCUCAACCCCUCAGCUCAGACCACGUCAAAGUGUUUCUCUAUCAGAUCCUCCGAGGACUGAAGUACCUGCACUCAGCUGGCAUCCUACAUCGAGACAUCAAACCUGGCAACCUCCUGGUCAACAGCAACUGUGUGCUUAAGAUCUGUGACUUUGGGCUGGCGCGGGUGGAGGAGCUUGACGAGUCUCGUCACAUGACUCAGGAGGUGGUGACCCAGUAUUACCGUGCGCCAGAGAUCCUCAUGGGCAGCCACCAUUACUCCAACGCCAUCGACAUUUGGUCUAUAGGAUGCAUCUUCGCCGAGCUACUGGGCCGACGCAUCCUGUUCCAGGCACAAAGCCCCAUCCAGCAGCUGGAUCUGAUCACGGACCUGCUGGGAACUCCAUCUCUGGAGGCCAUGAGGACGGCGUGUGAGGGAGCCAGGGCCCACAUCCUCAGAGGACCACACAAACAGCCAUCCCUUCCUGUCCUGUACACCCUGUCCAGCCAGGCUACCCACGAAGCUGUUCACCUCCUGUGCAGGAUGCUUGUAUUCGAUCCGUCUAAACGGAUCUCAGCGAAGGAUGCCCUGGCCCAUCCUUACCUGGACGAGGGCAGACUGAGGUACCACACCUGUAUGUGUAAGUGCUGCUACACCACCUCCUCUGGUCGCGUCUACACCAGCGAAUUCGAGCCCGUCACCAACCCCAAGUUCGACGAUGGCUUCGAGAAGAAUCUGACCUCCGUCAGACAGGUCAAAGAGAUCAUUCACCAGUUCAUCCUGGAACAGCAGAAGGGGAACAGAGUGCCGCUCUGCAUCAACCCCCAGUCGGCCGCUUUCAAAAGCUUUAUCAGUUCCACUGUGGCCCAGCCCUCUGAGAUGCCCCCGUCCCCCCUGGUGUGGGAAUAGCUGCUGUCUGUGCCACGAUCCGGCCCCGCGCUGGACUACUGAGGACAACAAGAAGAAACCCCAACCUGUGUAGCAUUUCACUGGAGUCUAGGACUAGCAAUGUCCACUGUGUAUGUACUGUAAUACUAACUAUGAAGUUUUAAAAUGAACCCAAACAACCACUGCUGACUGGGUUAUGGAGGGACUUUUACAGUGUGCUAUGUAUGCAAGUGUCUGCCCACACUGCUCUGUAGAUGGAAAGCCACAAAUGGAUGCACACACACACAUGUGCAUACAAACAUUGUGCAGAGCUGGUAUAAGGGCCAACCUCGUGGGCUUGAAAGUGUGUGUGUGUAAAGCCAGGGAUGAGACAGUAUGCUGCAGAGAGUCCUCGUAGUCUCUGCCUGCAGUCCCAGAGGGCAACAUACAGCUCCCGUCCAUACAUACAUAGUCAUUACUUAUUUAUUAAAGGAGGGAGACGCGUUCCGGAAAGGGUGUUCUUUUUAUAUAUAGCACAGGAUUUAAGACACUCCCUGCACACGCUAGUUAACCCCCCCUCCCUCAGAAAUCAUAACGUUCAAUUAGAGAUGAUGCUUUUUAUUUAUUUGUGGUGUACUGUUUAACAGUUUAGUCAGAGGGUUUCAUUGUUUGUUUUGUCCCCCCCAAAAUCCUGCUCUAUUGCUGUUUGUUCUAUGCCUGCUGUCCCCUGAGAACUCCUCACCCGGCACACAUACUCGCAUGACUAACCCAAAUAUGGGUAUGUGGAAGUAUGGUGCUGUGUCAGUAUUAGCUGGGUAAAAUGUGGUAACCCUGGAAUGUGGUUGCAUCAAAGAAUAGGCUAUUAGUGGGAUAGAAGCACCACUGAGAGCUGAAGAGAUCCUCCGCUCUGGGUAGUUUAGGGUACAUAUUGACAUUGUGGUAUUCAGCACAGAUUUUGUGCUACAGGAACAAGAAGGCCAUGUUGGGGUGCUACUUGGUCGUUGCGUUUUCUCUCUGGAGACUCUGAGAGACCGGAAUUAAUCUGCUGUUGAACGUCCUGUACCAUAUGAACAGGCAUGUUAAGAGUGUAAGGGAUACAGAUAUUCACUGGUUCCCCUGCCAUGUCUUCUGAAUCUAUAGUCCUACCAUACACUGCAUGUCCAUGUUCUGUCAAUACAUACCUAGUUAAAGACAGACAAGCGAAAUAAUACGAAGAUCAGCCAAACCAAAAUAAUUUAAUUAUUCUGAAGAGAAAGUGAAACCAAGAUUUUUAAAAAUCUAGAUGUUUGAUGAUACAGGAAUGCUGCCAUUUCUGGAAGAUGCUGAUUUAUUCCAUAGGGUCCCAACAAGUGGGGUGUGUGCGUGUUGCUUAUACGUGUGUCCUGUCACAUGCAAAUUAAUAUGUUUGACUAACUACAGUGACUUUCUUUGGUGAGGGGGUGUCACCUUAUCAAGGCAAUGGUGUCAAAGAGAUAGAUCUUCCCAUCAAUUAAUAAGGUGAAUGAAUAAUUUAGCCAGUAAUAUCAGGUCAACUUUAAGCCUCACUCCCCAUAGCGAUGUUUCAUGUCACCUACACAAAAUAAACUCUCAGAAGAAAUCUAUUUCAUAUAUUUUUAGAUGAUUAUUUUCUAUUUAUUUCAGUCAAUGGAAUAUGAUAUGUCAAUAGGUGAAAAAGAAAUGGAUUUAAAACAAUCUACAAUGGAGGAAAAAUAAUAAUAAAUAAACUCAGAACAAUACUGCUGUAUAGGUGUAUUAGCCUGCACAUUUUUAGGGCUGUGCAUUUUAUUUUAUUUUUGAGACUUGCAUAUAAAUGUAUAUAUUUUAUUUGUUCUUUUCUUAUGUUUUCCCCUGUACACGAGUGUGUAGAAGACAAAUAAUCCCCCCAAAAAUGAUUCAGAAAACAAAUGAAAAAAACACAUAACCAAUUAUGUUAAUUGUGUCUUGUGUGUACUGCAGAGCUGUGGCUAUAUUGAAGUAGAAGGCUUUUUUUCUUCUUCUUCUUAAUAUUAUUAUUUCUACCUUAGAGAAACACUUUACUAUUGUGUGUAUAUGUAUAUAAAGAAUUACAAUGUUGCUCUCUACCUCUUGAGCUCUAUUACUUGGUUUGUUUACCUCCACAAAUGUAUCAUUUCAUGUGGAGAAUUAAAAAUAAAACUUGAAUGUCCCUUACAGCUUUUAUAUAUAUAUAUAUCAAAAAACAGCUCGUUUUUUUUUCACUCAUUUGAAAAACUAUUUUAAAUUAGCCAGAGGUAGGAUUCAUCAUGUCAUUGUAUUAAAAUACCCUAUCAAUAGCCAAGCAAUUCCAGACUGUUAGUUGACGUUGAGUCAUAUAUUUGAUAGGCUAUGACCCUCCCCAUCUCCCUGUGUAAUAUCUGUGUGUGAAGAGAUUUUGUGUUGAAAUGAAGUACAAAAACCCACUGAUACAAAUUUUUAGAUAUACACAAAUAAUAACAAAGCAGACAGAAAUAUGAUGGUGGUGCUGUGAGAGAGACGAACUUGAACUCUGCAACUGAUAUUUGGUCAAAAUUUGGAUAGGUACUACUUGUGCUGUCACACAUUUUUAUAAGACAUUUGAAGUUUAUACUCAGAGGUAAUGUAAUUUGAAUACAAUUUAUGAUAAAUAUAUCUAUAAAGCUCUGCUUACAAGGACCUUAAAAGCCAAUGUGAAGUUGAGACCGGAAAUGACUCCUCGGAUGUGCUCAAGUGUGUGUUGGGAAAAAUGUCCGGUCUCUAACAGUGUAGAUUUGAAGUACAGUGGUGAAACUCAUUAAAUGUAAGAUUUGAAAGAACUUCAGUGCUGUGGCUCUUGUUAUUCUUCUUCCAACUUCAGUAUAGACCUAGACUGUUAUGUACAUCAUGUAUUAUACAUAAUGUCCGAUUUCAUUCUGGUUGAUUGUGUUGUCUCGUGUUGCUCAGUUGGUAAGCAUUGAUCUUGCAAGGCCAAUGUUGCAGGUUCGACUUACUGUAAGUUGCUUUGGAUAAGAGUAAGAAGUAUCUGCUAAAUGACCAAAAUGUAAAAUUGUGUGAUUAUUUCAUGAGUUUUACUGCCACCCACUGGAGUACAUUAGCUUUAACAGUCUAAGCAAUUCCAAAACUUGUGAGCACACUGAUAUACAAUCAAAUCGCUUUCACAUUGGAUUUUAACCUUUUAUGUUCCAUUGAGGGCAAGUGUAUAUCAAUAUAGACAGAAUCUCAAUUAUUGUCCAUAUGAUAGGUGCUCUGUGCAAGUCCAACCACAACACACCUUAUUGUCUACGAUACUGUAUGUCUGAAGCAGUAAAUGAAGACAAUUUCUUGAGAAAAAUAAAGAAUGUUGAACAUUG
Oncorhynchus tshawytscha (Chinook salmon) is the source of this 6189-nucleotide messenger RNA. Its product is annotated as serine/threonine-protein kinase NLK. Gene Ontology annotation, biological process: intracellular signal transduction; protein phosphorylation. Bases 1343 to 2908 code for a protein of 521 amino acids. Gene Ontology annotation, cellular component: nucleus; cytoplasm. The record is from RefSeq and is a predicted model, not a curated record. Gene Ontology annotation, molecular function: ATP binding; MAP kinase activity. The transcript is spliced from 11 exons. Lineage: Eukaryota; Metazoa; Chordata; Actinopteri; Salmoniformes; Salmonidae.